This is a messenger RNA of Haliaeetus leucocephalus (bald eagle), 2656 nucleotides long. RefSeq names its product mitochondrial rRNA methyltransferase 1 homolog (S. cerevisiae) (gene MRM1). The record is from RefSeq and is a predicted model, not a curated record. The transcript is spliced from 4 exons. Gene Ontology annotation, cellular component: mitochondrion. NCBI's taxonomy places the organism in Eukaryota, Metazoa, Chordata, Aves, Accipitriformes, Accipitridae. Gene Ontology annotation, molecular function: RNA binding; RNA methyltransferase activity. Gene Ontology annotation, biological process: rRNA methylation. The coding region runs from base 76 to 1143 and encodes 355 amino acids.
CGCACCGCCUCCCGCGGGCAGGCCGCCGGCGCCUGCCCUGGUCUCUGUUGCGUGGAAAGGCCUUUAGGGGCAGCCAUGGAGCGAGCGCUCAAGUCCAGCAUCUGGAGGGCCGUGGGGCUGUCACCCGCGAAGUGCGGCCGUGGGUGGUGGGGGGUGAGAUACCGCUCCGCUCGGGAGCAGCGGCCCCCGGCCUUGGGUGGGGAUGAGGAAGGGCCACCCCGAGGCAGGAAUGGCAGAGGUCAGCUUCCCCCACUGGCCCUCCCGGAGGUUUCUGGAGCGGUGGCAGGCUCCCGUACCUCCCACGAGGGCCUGGCCCCACAGAGACGGCCACGGCCGUGGCACGUGUCGUAUGAGAGAGGGCCCAGGCGGGCUGCAGCAGCCAACAGGGAGUUGUGGAGCUCGCAAGAGACUGACUUCUCGAGGGCGAGGAAGAGGCUGGAAGGAAAGCCUCUGUCCAUCGAGAGGACUAAAGGCUCAGAGAUCUUGUUUGGGAUCGCGCCGUGUUCCCUGGCCCUCUCUCAGUCGAGAAGGGACCUGUUCAGGUUGUUCCUCAAGCAGAGCAGCGGCUCUCGGCGGCUUGUUAUGAGCGAGUUUGUCCUUCAGGCCACGGCCCGGGGAGUCCCCGUGCAUCACGUCAAAAGAAGAGAGCUGGAUGCUCUUUGCAGAGGUGGGGUCCACCAGGGAGUUUGUUUGGAGGCCACUCCUCUCCAUUUCAAGAGUUUGGAGGAAGCUGAAAAGCCUGAUUUGGGGGAUGAAGAGCGUCCGAACCGACAGCUGAUUUGGCUCGUGUUGGAGCAGAUCCAGGAUCCCAUGAACCUGGGGGCACUGCUGCGCUCUGCGUACUUCCUGGGGGUGGACAGAGUGGUGACAAGCCAGAGGAACAGCUGCCCCUUAACUCCGACAGUGAGCAAAGCUAGCUCUGGAGCUAUGGAAGUCUUCGAUGUCUACAGCACAGAUGAUCUCCGGAGCUUUUUGAAGGCUAAAACUGCAGAAGGCUGGGAAGUCGUGGGAACGGUCAGCAAGCCAGAGGAUGUGGAAAAUGUUCCUGUCAUCAGUUGCUUGGAAUUUCGGUGGAAUAAACCUGUCAUUAUAGUAAUAGAGCCCCAAACCUGGAUUUUCUGUGUUGACAAACCACAAACCUGAAUGAGAGACCCAAGAGGUAUGUGCUUGCUCUUGCUGUGCUGAGGUUGUAAUGGUGAGCUGUGCCAUGUCUUUGCUCUGUCAUGUUUCCCCUUAAAAAAACCCAGGAGUAUAUCUCUGUGCCCAGGUCUGGAAAGAAGCAUGAGGAGCUGUUGCUGGGGAUGACCUGAACACAAAGUUGGGCUUUGUGGCACGGAGACCAGUCAGCGGCUGCUUUUGUACACCUAGGAGAAGGCAGGGGCUGUUGGCUGCUGCGGUACCAGCAGGAGGAGCAGGCGUAACCUCCUCCCUGCCAGACCUGCGCACUGUUUGAGCAAUGGGUGCCGCUUUCCUGAGCACCUAAACUGGGUGAUUCCUACAGGGCCCUCUGCUUCUGCCCCCUCUUUGUGUGGAGGAUACUGGAAAAGGAUGCUGUCUUUCGUAGGCAGAGUUUGGGGUUGUGCAGCCUCCCAGAAGGUGAAGAGAAGGGGAGUAACAGCCUCGUGGCAGCUAGAGAAAGAAAUUCACGCAGGAGUGCUGCUCUAGGCACCCUUGUGCGGCCAUGCCGUAGCUCCCCACUUUGUGUCACCUGGCACAAGAGCUGGUUUGAGCUUUCACACUUGGAAGUAGUGUCAUGCUGGCGAUGAGCCAUCAAGGGGCUGUAAUCCUGUCCCGUGCUGUGGUUUUCUUGGCUCAGAAGACAUUCCUUUAAUUAAAAUGUUUAUUGAACUCCGAGAAAUACUGACAAGACAACGCCGCAAAUCUGGCAUCUCUGCAAGAUGUGUGGAGCUAUAUUAUAAAGGGAGUAGGGAGGCUGGCAGCACUGCUGAUGGACCACAAAGAAAUGCAUCCCAGAAACGACGACAACACCAGGAGAAAGGAAGGGGGUGAAAGCGGCAGUGGUGUCGUUACCUUGAAUUAUGAGAGAUUUCUCCAGGAAAAAGUCCAAAUAUCCUUUUGUCAAGGGAGAUUGGAGGCUGAUUGGUAGAUGCAUGAGGAGAGCUCCCGGACCUUGCAGCAGUAAUGAUUUCAACUCUCUGCUGAGCACUAACUCUUCGCUGAAAAGAAAAUUGAACAUUACAGUCGUCUGAUGCUGAGGUUGUUUGAAGAAACGUCCUAGAUCUGAAUAUGUAGCGUACCUGCAGCUGCAGAGAGCAGCAGAGAUAAUUUAGCAUGGUAGUGAGCUUCCUAGCCUUGCACAGAUUGUCUUGUAAGUUAAGCAUUUGCAGACUUGAAUUCACCCUCCUGGCAUCCUCGCUGGCUUGGCAGAGAGUGAUUUGGACAGUCCAGCUUAAUCUUGUCGGCACUGGAAUCAUUGCCGAAGGUGACAGGCAGGCUGGCUGCCCUGAAGACUGGGAGCCUUGUGCGAACAGGAACAGAUUGGGAGCAGUUAGAUGUCUGAGCAAGAAGAGUUUCUGGGUAAUUUGUUCUUCUUACACAUGCAGUCUUUAGCUUGGGGUUUAAGGCUAUUCAUGGAAUUGGUGGUUUUAUCAAGAUGCUCAUUUUGCAUAUUUCUCUGAACUGUCAGCAUGGCUGC